Molecule: messenger RNA, 485 nt
Organism: Notothenia coriiceps (black rockcod)
Lineage: Eukaryota; Metazoa; Chordata; Actinopteri; Perciformes; Nototheniidae
Product: helicase SRCAP-like
Exons: 3
Biological process (GO): chromatin remodeling
Cellular component (GO): Swr1 complex
Molecular function (GO): histone binding; ATP binding; ATP hydrolysis activity
Source: RefSeq, a predicted model, not a curated record
GUCAAGACCCCCAUCCCAUUCUUGCUUCAUGGCACGUUACGAGAAUACCAACACAUUGGACUUGACUGGCUGGUCACCAUGUACGAGAAAAAGCUCAACGGCAUUCUGGCUGAUGAGAUGGGACUGGGCAAGACUAUCCAGACCAUCGCUCUGCUGGCUCACCUCGCCCUUGAAAAAAGUAACUGGGGGCCUCACCUCAUCAUCGUCCCCACCAGUGUGAUGUUGAACUGGGAAAUGGAGCUAAAACGAUGGUGUCCUGGAUUUAAAAUCCUCACAUACUUUGGCAGCCAAAAGGAGAGAAAGCUGAAGAGACAGGGCUGGACGAAGCCUAAUGCUUUCCACGUGUGCAUCACUUCGUACAAGCUGGUGCUGCAGGAUCACCAGGCGUUCCGACGCAAGUCCUGGAGAUACCUGAUCCUGGACGAGGCACAAAACAUCAAGAACUUCAAGUCCCAGCGCUGGCAGAGCCUGCUGAACUUCAACAG